UUCGCAGCACCAACAUUUCUACCGCGCCUCUUUCUUUUUCCCCUCUCUCUACCCUCUUUUCCCUACACACUUCCUCUCCGUUUGCAAGACUGCGAAUGCUUCGGCCACUCCAACCGAUGCAUCUACAUGGAGGUGCUAAACACCGUCAUUUGCGUGGGCUGUAAGCACAACACUAGGGGCCAGCACUGCCAGCUAUGCAAGCUGGGCUACUACCGCAAUGCCUCAGCAGAACUGGACGAUGAAAAUGUGUGCAUAGACUGUAAUUGUAAUCCCUUUGGCUCAGUCAGUGAUGGCUGUAAUGGCACAGGAUUUUGUAUUUGUAAGGAGGGCACUACAGGGCCUAAGUGUCAGGAGUGUCUACCCGGCUAUUUGUGGGACGAUGGCUGCAAAUCCCGGGUGUGUGACAACGAACUCCUGCGUUGCCAGAACGGCGGGGUGUGUGUCAACAACGUUCGCUGCAACUGUCCCUCAGCUUAUAAGGGCGUGCUGUGCGAGAAACCCCGCUGCGAGUCGGAGCUGGGGGGCUGCAAGGGCCCAGAUUCGGGCCAGGCCCCCCUGAUGCCGCCGUCCUCCUCCAGUUUGCUGACGCUGCUGCUGCUGGGCUCCACACUGCUGAGAGAAGCCUCCUGCUGGCCCGCUGCGCUC
Molecule: messenger RNA, 645 nt
Organism: Menidia menidia (Atlantic silverside)
Lineage: Eukaryota; Metazoa; Chordata; Actinopteri; Atheriniformes; Atherinopsidae
Source: the annotation of a GenBank genome assembly